Molecule: messenger RNA, 3221 nt
Organism: Mustela erminea (ermine)
Lineage: Eukaryota; Metazoa; Chordata; Mammalia; Carnivora; Mustelidae
Gene: TSSK2
Product: testis specific serine kinase 2
Exons: 1
Coding region: 1926-3014 (362 amino acids)
Biological process (GO): microtubule cytoskeleton organization; protein phosphorylation; intracellular signal transduction
Cellular component (GO): cytoplasm
Molecular function (GO): ATP binding; tau-protein kinase activity; protein serine/threonine kinase activity
Source: RefSeq, a predicted model, not a curated record
AAAGAAGUCACAAGGCCCUGGGCAAGGGCAGAAUAUGAGGAAGCAGAAUCCACAAAAAAAGGGGGAAACAGGUGGGUGAGCAGAGUCAGCUAAAAAGGCCGACAUGCAGGGGGGGCCCCAGAGAGAAUAUUCGGGAGUGCAGGAGAAGGGCCGAGGAGACUGUCAUGCUCCUGGGUCCUGGCCUGCAAGUCCUCCUAGCCAGCUCCUCCCAGGAGGCAAAGGUUCUGGUCAUUGCUGCCAAAGACAUUCCAGGAGAGAGCAGGCAUCAAGCCAAAGCCACUGCAACAGAAGCCCCAGAGAGCAGGGAGCAGGCCUUAGGGAGGCUGUGGCUGUUGGGGGGCUGGACGCCGGCCACCCUGCCCUGGAGAGCUUCCACAUGAACCUCCAGAUGCAGGGAGCUCCCCGCGUGCCUCAGGUGGGUCUGCGCAUCUGCCUGGAAUGUUCUGCCCCUCAUCAACCUGGCAGGGCCCUACAGAUCCUCUGCACACUGGCCCCUCCAUCCCCUCCUCUCCCGACCACCCACACAGAAGCAGGCCUCCUCCUCCUCCCCCUCUCCCCUGAACACAGAGCACUUGGCGUGCCCACGUGUGGCCACAGGAUGCCUGUGAAGGAGAACAAAGGAGCGGCAGGGCUUCCCAAGCACCUAAGGAGACACACCCAAGAUGCCACAUUCCCCAAAGCAAAAACAAAAGGGUUUUCAUGUUGCUUUCUGGUGCAAAAGAUAGCUUGAGAGAUGUAAAUCCCAAAGGUCCACCAGGCCACAUGCCCGCUCCUCACAAAGGUCCAGAGUGACAUAAUUUAGGACCUCUGCCCCCCGCCAUCCCCGACCCUGCUCUUACGGAGGACCCCCAGCACCAAAGCUCUGGCCAAGGCCCUGCCCACUCAGGGGUCAGCACACCAAACCCUCUGUCUCCCUCUGCCGCUCAGUUCCUGCAGGUCCACCCUGGGCCAGCCUCCUCUCUUGUGGUCAAAGGCACUGGCCUCCACUCCCCCUGAAGCCCAUUCUCUAGACACUCUGCCAGGGACCAUCUUAAAAUGUGACUUGGAUCCUGGCUCUUCCGGCCCCCUGAAAUGGCUGCUCGCCACUUCUCUUCUCCUCCACCCUCCCUCCUUACUGUGUGUAAGACUGAGCAAUUCUCAGAACAAGCCAUCACCUCUCCCAGGCUCUUCCCUGCCUGGAUGCCUCACCACCUUCUCUACCUGACUGAGGCCUGACCUGGCCUCCAGGGAGGCCCCAGCCCUUGGAACACGCAUCUGCCAGUCUAGGCCGCAGGGCCCUGCUGGCCCUCCCAGCCCACUCAUGCCCUGCCCGCCACAGUGGCACUACUCUGCCCAGCCUUCCGCCCCGAAUAGGAACUGCUCUCAUUCACAAGGCUGGCCAGACCAGCGCCAUUCCUCUCAGGCACUACCAGUUCCAAGGAGACAAGUCCUAGAGAGGGUUUUCUUCACACUCCAAAGCAGCUGCGGGCCAUCAGCCCUAGUGGGACAUGGGCCAAUGCAGGGUCAGUCCACACAGACAGGAGAAGGAAACGGGCGUGGGGCCAGCACUCUGGCUUGACCUGGGUGGCCCUUCCUUGGGCCUAACUCGUGACAAGGAAACAGCAGCGAGGAGGAGCAGGGAGGGUUACCGCAGUCCUGGGUGCCGCCUUCCUUCUAGCGGGCGGGGAGUGGGCACUCCUGGUAGGCCAACCUGGCUUCCAGGGUUCCAGGGGCCCUGGUUCCCCCAGCUCAGUCCCUACUCCCGGCAGGCUGGCUUUAUGACUUCACAUGCUGAAGUCACGCGGGGACAAUGCUGAGCGUUCCACCCCUCCAAGUCCAGGCCCAGCCCAGCCAGACGGCUCCCCACAGUGUAAAUGAGGACAAUGCCCGCUGGCCCACAGGGGGAGGGGAUGUAGAGCGCAGUGCCGCCAGCCGCUCCUGGCACCAUGGACGAUGCCGCGGUCCUAAGGAAGAAGGGUUACAUCGUGGGCAUCAAUCUUGGCAAGGGGUCGUAUGCGAAAGUCAAAUCUGCCUACUCUGAGCGCCUCAAGUUCAACGUGGCAGUCAAGAUCAUCGACCGCAAGAAGACGCCCACCGACUUUGUGGAGAGAUUCCUUCCUCGGGAGAUGGACAUCCUGGCAACCGUCAACCACCGCUCCAUCAUCAAGACCUACGAGAUCUUUGAGACCUCUGAUGGACGCAUCUAUAUCGUCAUGGAGCUUGGGGUCCAGGGUGACCUCCUGGAGUUCAUCAAGUGUCGGGGAGCCCUGCACGAGGACGUGGCUCGUAAGAUGUUCCGCCAGCUCUCCUCAGCUGUCAAGUACUGCCACGACCUGGACGUCGUCCAUCGAGAUCUCAAGUGUGAGAACCUUCUCCUCGACAAGGACUUCAACAUCAAGCUGUCCGACUUCGGCUUCUCCAAGCGCUGCCUGCGGGACGGCAGCGGCCGCAUCAUCCUCAGCAAGACCUUCUGCGGGUCGGCGGCGUACGCGGCCCCCGAGGUGCUGCAGGGCAUCCCCUACCAGCCCAAGGUGUACGACAUCUGGAGCCUGGGCGUGAUCCUCUACAUCAUGGUCUGCGGCUCCAUGCCCUAUGACGACUCCGACAUCAAGAAGAUGCUGCGCAUCCAGAAGGAGCACCGCGUGGACUUCCCCCGCUCCAAGAACCUGACUGGAGAGUGCAAGGACCUCAUCUACCGCAUCCUGCAGCCGGACGUCAACCGGCGGCUGCACAUCGACGAGAUCCUCAGCCACUCCUGGCUGCAGCCCCCCAAGCCCAAAGCCAUGUCUUCGGCCUCCUUCAAGAGGGAGGGUGAGGGCAAGUACCGGGCCGAAUGCAAACUGGACACCCGGCCGGGCUCACGGCCUGAGCACCGGCCCGAGCACCGGCCAGACCAUAAGCUGGGGGCCAAAACCCAGCACCGGCUGCUGGUGGUGCCUGAGAACGAGGACAGAGUGGAGGACAGGCCGGCCGAGUCCUCCAAGGCAAAAGAUCAUCAUGGCACCGGAGCUGAGGUGGGGAAAGCGAGCACCUAGCGGUGCGGAGGGCCUGGGGGGCGUGGUGCGUGGUGCGCGCCCACAUAAACUAAAUAGGCAGUAGGAGCUGAAGAAGGCACAGGUGCAAGGAACAAGUAAAAUCCGUCAAUUAAACCACUAUUUUGAUUACGUUCUAUUAGCUUUCUUCCACUUAGUAGCAAAGACAUUAAUUACUGACCACCAAAUAAACCGCAAAGUGUGUACAAG